AUGCGCGUCCUCGUCGUCGGCGGCAGCGGCUACCUCGGCCAGUUCGUCCUCAAGGCGUUCAGCGACGCCUACCCGGACACGGAGUGGGUCGGAUACACGUACAAGUCGACGAAGCUCCCCAUCCCGCCCGAGGACGACGUCCACGCGUACGAGGUCGACCUCGCGACCGGGGAGGGCGCGGACGCGUGCAUCGCGGACGCCACGAAAGGCGGGGAAUCGCUCGAUCUGAUCGUGAACUGCGCCGCGGCGUCGUCGCCGGGAUGGUGCGAGAAGAACGAGACCGCCGCGACCGCGCUGAACGUGCCGUCCAAGCUGCUCGACGCGAUGACAGCGGCGUCGGAGACGAUCGGCGAGCCGCUCUUGAUUCACAUGUCCACCGACCAGGUAUACGGCGGCGACGAGCGGAGGAGCACGGAGGACCAGUGCCCGGCGAAUCCCGUGAACGCGUACGCGCGGAGUAAGCUGAAGGGCGAGGAAGAGGUGGCGAAGCGAUGGGCGAAGCACGUGAUCUUUCGGCCGUCGAUCAUCACGGGGCCGCAGCCGCCGUACGCGCCGGUGAAUCGACCGCUGUUUCUGGAUUUCAUCGUAGACGCGCUGAAAGGGACGAAGCCGGUCGGGUUCUUCGUGGACGAGUGGCGGUCGCCCGUGUGCGCGCACGACAUCGUCGGUCACGUCAAGAUCUUCGCGGACAGGAGAGACGACCUGCCGCGUCGGAGGCUGUUCAACUGCGGCGGCCCCGAUCGCCUCUCGCGCGUCGACAUGGCGCUGAAAGUCGCCGCCGCGCUCGGUCUCUCAGGCGCGUUCUCCUAUUCACACUGCGCCUCCGUCGACCGCGGGCUCGUCUCCCCCGCGGACAUCUCCAUGGACAGCGGCGCGAUUCUGAUGCACAGCUACGUCGUGAACAGAGGCUUCGCGCGGCAGGUGGACGCGGCGUACGCUAACCCGCCGACGAAGGCGGAGCACGUGCGGCCGUGGGGGGUCGACCAGUGGCCGCCGCCGCCGUGGAUAGCGGACAGCGACUGA
Molecule: messenger RNA, 1023 nt
Organism: Micromonas pusilla CCMP1545
Lineage: Eukaryota; Viridiplantae; Chlorophyta; Mamiellophyceae; Mamiellales; Mamiellaceae
Exons: 3
Coding region: 1-1023 (340 amino acids)
Source: RefSeq, a predicted model, not a curated record